CGAUAGCGUUAUGCCACAGUGCGAUCGCCUCCCUGUGUCAGCGCUAGUGUGUCCGUGUGUGGAGCUAGCCUAGCACGCAGCGAUCUGACUGGCCAUGGUCUCCCCUUCGUCAGCUCUCCCCAAGGUCGCCGACGAGGCCACCCCUCGCCGCGCCAAGUGGUGGUACGUGACGUUCCACAACGUCACCGCGAUGGUCGGCGCCGGCGUGCUCAGCCUGCCGUACGCCAUGGCUCACCUGGGAUGGGGCCCCGGGAUGGUGGCGCUGCUGGCGUCGUGGGGGAUCACGCUGUACACGCUGCGUCUGCUGAUCGAGCUGCACGAGUGCGUGCCCGGCGUGCGGUUCGACCGGCUCCGCGACCUCGGCGCGCACGCGCUGGGCCCGCGCCUGGGGCCCUGGGUGGUGGUGCCGCAGCAGCUCAUCGUGCAGCUCGGCUGCGACAUGGUGUACAUGGUGACGGGGGGCAAGUGCCUGCAGAAGUUCGCCGAGUCCGCGUGCCCGCGCUGCGCGCCGCUGCACCGGUCCUACUGGAUCUGCAUCUUCGGCUCCUCCCAAUUCCUGCUGUCGCAGCUGCCCAACCUCGACGCCAUCACCGCCGUGUCCUUCGCCGCCGCGGCCAUGUCGCUCUGCUACUCGACCAUCUCGUGGGCCGCGUGCGUGGCGCGCGGUCCGGUGCCCGGGGUGAGCUACGACGCGUACAAGGCCGGCACCGGCACCGGCACGGCGGCGGACUCGGCGUUCCGGGUGUUCAGCGCGCUGGGGCAGGUGGCGUUCGCGUACGCGGGGCACGGCGUGGUGCUGGAAAUCCAGGCCACCAUCCCGUCCACGCCCACCAAGCCGUCCCGGGCGCCCAUGUGGAAGGGCACCGUCGCCGCGUACCUCGUCACCGCCGCGUGCUACUUCCCCGUGGCGGUCGCCGGGUACUGGGCCUUCGGGCGCGACGUCGGCGACAACGUCCUCGUGGCGCUGCAACGCCCGCCCUGGCUCGUCGCCGCCGCCAACAUGAUGGUCGUCAUCCAUGUCGUCGGAAGCUAUCAGGUAUAUGCGAUGCCGAUGUUCGAAAGCAUCGAGACGAUUAUGGCCACAAGGUUCAGGCUGCCGCGAGGGUUGCUCCUCCGUCUAGUGGCCCGAUCGGCCUACGUUGCAUUCACACUGUUCGUGGCGGUGACCUUCCCGUUCUUCGGCGACCUCCUAGGCUUCUUCGGAGGGUUUGGGUUCACGCCGACCUCCUACUUCCUCCCCUGCGUUCUGUGGCUGAAGAUCAAGAAGCCGCCGAGGUUCAGCGCGUCGUGGUGUGCCAACUGGGGCUGCAUCAUCGUCGGAGUGCUGCUGAUGCUUGUGUCCACCAUCGGCGGCUUACGGAGCAUCGUCCAAGACGCAUCGACGUUCCAGUUCUACUCCUGAAGCCCUCACACUUGCAUGUACCUCUACACUCACAUGGUUCCAGCAAGUCGUCACCCUCGCUCGUCCACGCAGCUCUACCUCUACAUUUUGUUGCAAGCUUGAGGGUGUCCGGGUGUGGCUGCAGCCUGCCGAAAUGCAGAGGACGAUGCAGCAAACUGUACACUCGCUAAGACGUACGGUUGUGUGUUCUACGGAUGGGGGGGGGGGGGGGGGGGGGGGCUUUCCUGUGCGCGCCCAGCUCAAUCUGCAAGGUGUGGUUGCAACAGGCAGAUCAGACGAAUCGUUUAGCCGUAGUGAAAAAUAUAAAAUCACUAUCUUUAAUGCGAUCAUCUGAUAUGUGAA
Messenger RNA from Zea mays, 1744 nucleotides. RefSeq names its product lysine histidine transporter-like 6. The record is from RefSeq and is a predicted model, not a curated record. NCBI's taxonomy places the organism in Eukaryota, Viridiplantae, Streptophyta, Magnoliopsida, Poales, Poaceae. The coding region runs from base 95 to 1402 and encodes 435 amino acids. The transcript is spliced from 7 exons.